AGAUGCUGACAGAUGCUAACAACGCACAAGAAGAGAUCAUGAUGACUCGGAAACCAAUUCUGGAGCAAGAUCGUUUCCUCCCCAUUGCAAAUAUAUCCCGACUGAUGAAAAAUGUGAUCCCUCGUUCCGGAAAAGUUGCCAAGGAUGCAAAAGAAUGCGUCCAAGAAUGUGUCUCCGAAUUUAUUUCUUUUAUUACAUCCGAAGCCUGCGAUCGUUGUCUUAAUGAGAAAAGAAAAACGAUAACAGGUGAAGAUAUUAUUGGAGCAUUUGCUGCUCUUGGCUUUGACAAUUAUGUGGAACCGUUGAACGCAUACGUGAGGAAAUUUCGGGACGCUUUUCGUGCCGAACGUAGUAAUAGUGAAACACUUGUUGAACCUUCGAGAUCUCAUUCUUCCUUUAUGCAGAAAAUGAAUGUUCGUGAGUCGAAUGAAUCCGCUACCUCUUCUGGUGCUUUUACCAUCCAGAGUGAACCGGUACCAUCCACAAGUGCAUGUGCUCCUCAAAUUAUUUUUGGCGGUGAAGAAGACCCGGAUGGUGCAAUACGAGUGAUGAGUACGGGCAACGUGCAACAUUUACAGCUUCUGAUGGAUCCUGCUACUGGUCAGCAUUACAUUAAUGUGCAAAAUCCUAAUGGUACUCAGCAACUCCUGCCUGUUCAGGUAACGGCAGUUAGUGACUCGUCUGUUAUACCAUUAACUUUACCUAGUCCGGACAUGCAAAACCUAACGGAUGAUAAGACGACGGAAGACGACGGAAAUAAAAUGCUUAAUUUCUCGACAAAGACUGAAUUCCGGUCAUCACUAUCGAAAUCUGAAUCGUAUAAGGAGUUAAGUUGUUCCGCCAAACACUCUUUAUCUGAAUUUAGAAUGUCAACAGGAUCACAGGUUACACGGCAUAGUGAAGAGCAGUCUAGGAGUGGUGCUACUUAUGGUGUGAAGCAUAGUUCCUCCGGGCUUUCGACAGCAAAUCAACACAAGCAGCAGAUGCCGUAUGUUGGUAAUGUAGGAUCAUUCGGACAUCAUCACAGUAAUACUGAUGCUGCUGGUGGUGGUACUCGGGAGCCACCAAGAAAACGAUCUCACGAAAGUGUUGAUUUCAUUAAUUUUGAGUGA
Loa loa (African eye worm) is the source of this 1112-nucleotide messenger RNA. RefSeq names its product nuclear transcription factor Y subunit beta. Gene Ontology annotation, biological process: regulation of transcription by RNA polymerase II. Lineage: Eukaryota; Metazoa; Nematoda; Chromadorea; Rhabditida; Onchocercidae. The record is from RefSeq and is a predicted model, not a curated record. Gene Ontology annotation, molecular function: DNA-binding transcription activator activity, RNA polymerase II-specific; RNA polymerase II cis-regulatory region sequence-specific DNA binding; protein heterodimerization activity. The annotation marks the transcript as partial. The transcript is spliced from 8 exons. Gene Ontology annotation, cellular component: nucleus; CCAAT-binding factor complex.